AUUUUAUCUUUUAAACAUCCAUGAGAGUUUUGCCAGCAAGAGACUCCAGGCCUCUCUGGGUUCAACUGUAGUCCAUGUGUGUUUACAUUUACACUUGCAUGUGAUAAGAUUGCACUUGUUUCAGUGCAGCACUGGGCGCUCGUAAAAUCAUGCGCUGCAUAUCAAAGCUUUUACAGCACUGAAACACAUCAUGCUAUUAUUAAAAUAUAACAUACACUGACAUUACUGAUGAUAAACCAUUAAGUGACAGAAUAGGACUAUUGAUAACAUUUUAUGCAUACUUCCAUCCAUUUAGCUUGUAAAAACAUUACCAACCAGCAUUCUGCAAUCAACGUGCAUGUUUGGCAUUAACACUUUAAACCAAUAUAACUAUUAUUAGUCUGGUUUCAUCACCUGUCAAUCUGCAUUAUAUGACCUCGCAUCCUGCGACUUUGUUGAUAUAGUGCUGAGGGAUCAGUCUAUAACAAGUUAGUCACUCUCACCCCUUAUUUUUUGUGGGUGACCUGGAUAAACACAAUACUGUCUGGCACAAUAGGAUGACAUGUGAUCUGUACCCUUGUCUUUUGGUCUGAUGUGCAACAGAGAACAGUGGGAGUCAUAUAUGUAAAAGUGAACCGUGGACGAACUACUCCGAUAUACUGAGCCCUUUCUUACAUCGGUUAACCUUUAUUUGUUUACACGUACGUUCUAGAACAAAGUAGGCUAUUUUGUAAUAACUACGUCUCGAUCUUUUCCCGGAUUGUUACUCAAUAUACUGAGGUUACUUCUUCAAAUCUAAGAGUGCCACCCACACGAUCCUGCUGCAGACAUAUUAUUAGCUACAGCACUCGAUCAGAGGAAACUUCGUAGCUAAUGUACACACGGCUUUACAUUUCACCUUGCGGUAAUGUUUGCAAUGUUUUAAUUGGUCGCUUAGACCAAACCCGAAUAGUCUUCCUACGCUCCGUGAUUGGACGUCUGGUUACCAUGUGACAUCUCUUUAAGCCGUUUCUUCCGUUCGCGCACACACCAGGGUAGGAGGAAAGAAAUUUUUUUUAAACUUAAUGAGUGUGCACAAGACUGGAAGGUGCAAGAAAUUCUCUCUUCUUAGUUUGUCGUUGAAGUGUUAAGGAUUUAUUUCAGCGGCAGAGGUUUAUUUUCUGGAAUUUGACGGAAAUAAAUUAUUGUGACCUGUUUGCCACUUUAUGUAGGCUAUGGAAGUCGGACUGAAAUGUCCAAGUGACGGACCGUUGAUUAUUUUAGCAGACUGUGCAGUUCAGUAGUGGUGCUAGUGUUUGUAGUUAGUAACGUUACAUUAACGUUACAGUAACGUUACAGCCACAGCUCCAUUCAUUACUGUUUGCCUGAUGUAGCAUGCUAACAAGGUAGCACUCUAGAUUUGCUGUUCUGAGUAGGGGAGCACAAAUGUAAAGAGAGAGAGGUGGGAGGUUUAAUUUACUUUGAGUUUUCUGAUCUUUCCUUUAACAUUGAUUUCUUUGUGAGCUGUUUGAAAAGGUGUUGGCCAACAUCGCAAAGAAACCAGCUCGCAAGCAGAGCGGAGUCGGUUUCCUUUCGCUCAACUUCUAGUUUUUUGUUUGUUUGUUUUAACCGAUGGCUUUAGACAACAUAAAGCACGCUGCUUUACUUUCAACUUUGAUUAAAAUGGCCGAUGACAACGAUUUAAUAGAAUUCGUUAAAGAUCGACUUUAUUUUGCUACAUUAAGAAGCAAACCGAAGAGUACAGUAAAUACACACUAUUUCUGCACUGAUGACGAGUUUGUAUACGAAAACUUUUAUGCAGACUUUGGGCCUCUCAACCUUGCCAUGCUGUAUAGGUACUGCUGUAAACUCAACAAAAUGAUGAAGCUGGCCAGGUGUAGUUACCUUAUGUGUUCAUGUAUGGGAAUGUUGAAGUGUUUCUCACUGACCAGAAAGAGGAUUGUGCACUACACCAGCUUUGAGCAACGCAGGAGGGCUAAUGCUGCUUUCUUAAUCGGUGCCUAUGCUGUGAUCUACCUGAAGAGGACACCAGAGGAGGCGUACAGGGCUCUGAUCUCUGGCUCUAACGCGUCAUACAUGUCCUUCAGGGACGCGUCAUUUGGGGAGUGCACGUACAACGUGGCGAUUCUUGACUGUUUGCAAGGAAUCAGCAAGGCUCUGCAGCACGGUAUCUUGAACUUCGAGACGUUCAAUGUCACUGAGUACGAGCACUACGAGCGUGUAGAAAAUGGAGACUUUAACUGGAUUGUCCCAGGCAAGUUCCUGGCGUUCAGUGGGCCGCACCCGAAGAGUAAAGUGGACAAUGGCUACCCUCUCCAUGCCCCCGAGGCCUACUUCCCCUACUUCCGCAAGCACAACGUCACUACCGUCAUCCGCCUCAAUAAGAAGAUCUACGAAGCCAAGCGCUUCACGGACGCUGGCUUCGACCAUUACGACCUGUUCUUUGUGGACGGCAGCACACCCAGCGAUGUGAUCACCCGACGCUUCCUCCAUAUCUGUGAGAGCACCAGCGGUGCUGUGGCUGUCCACUGCAAGGCGGGUCUGGGCCGGACGGGAACUCUGAUUGGCUGCUACCUGAUGAAGCACUACCGGUUCACGGCGGCCGAAGCCAUUGCGUGGAUCCGGAUCUGCAGGCCUGGCUCAGUCAUCGGCCCCCAGCAACACUUCCUAGAGGAAAAGCAGGCGUCUCUGUGGGCUCAGGGAGACGCUCUGCGCUCCAAACAGCAGCAGACGGCCCGGCCGUACCAGGAGCGCAGCAUGGCCCUGUCCCGCCUCAUUUCCACCAUGGAUGGCUUCAGCAUCGGCACCGGCGGCCUCAAGCCUGGCGGCCCCGAGCGAUCGGACGAGAUCAGUGACUACGGUGAGAAUGGUCUCGACUUGACUCAAGGAGACAAACUACGUGCCUUAAAGGGCCAGCGGCAGCCCAGGGGGCCCAGCACCGGCGCGCUGAGUAGACUGCAUUCAGCUUCCAGCACCCAGGGCUCCAGCGCACACCUCAAACCCUCCAGAGUGCCCUCCUCUGCCUCUGCCAAGCGGAUCAGUCGAGCCUCUCCUUCCUCCAACUUCAAAGGCUCCUCUCUAAGAUCUAGAUUAGCCAACUCUCUGGGUAACCUGUAUGAUGCUGAAGAAGACUUUAGAAGUUCUGGACACCGGCCCUCCUCCUACUCCUCCUCUUUGUGCUCAUCUCCGUCCUCUCCCACCCCCCGUGUGACCUUUGGCAACCCCUCCACCCGGGCUGCCCACACCUACCACCAUGAAGUCAACAACAAUCAGUAUAACUCCUCCAAUGGCCCGAACGCCAAUGCCGUCAGCCCAGCCAAGAGCCUGACGUUAAGUAACCUCAACCAUAAUCACGCCCACAUCAGUCCAGGCCGGGCAUCCAUGGGGGACAGGUUCGUCAUGGAGGAACCAGGUCAGAACCAAGGCAACGCGGGCCUGAGCAGGCCCUCGGCACGCUACCUCAGCCGCUCCAUCCCAUCCCUUCAGUCGGAGUAUGUUCAGUACUAAAACGGCAAGCUUGCCCUGAUCCUGGACCAGUCGUAGCCCGCCAGCACCUCCUCCACCAGCCGCCUUCUGUGACUGACUGCUGCUCUCCGGCCUGCCACAGGAGCAUCCUGGUAACCUGAGUGAACCGACGGUGCUGUUUGAGACUGCCAGUUGAUGCAGGCUGCUUUCCGCCCGCCUCUGCUAAAGUGCCCUGCCCCCAGCUUCGCUAGAGGAUGCCUCUCAAGAAGGCUUGAAUGUCAUUGACUCUCUUCUCCCUGCGACAUGCAACUAUGUGGGGAGGAGGGGGGGUAGUGGGGGAACUGGGACCCCUGUCCUGCACUGGACUGGCAAGACUGUUUUCAUUCUCUGAAGCACACUUGACUAGAAACCAGCCUGACUGUUUACUUUAGCUCAUUUAUUCUCUAGCUUCUUUCUUUCUUUAAAAAAAAAAAAAAAAAAAAAGUGGUGUUUUAAUGUGGGUGUGUAUGUAUGUGUAUAUACACACACACACACACACACACACUGUUAAAGGAGUGUUUAAAGAGAGGUUAUUUUUAGAUUCUAUAUUUUUUAACAAUAGUCCCUGCAUAAGUCUGAUGUCCAGUUAUUUGUUGCUGUAUAUUGUAUGUGCUGUGUUUGCUUCAAGGAAAUAUGUUCUGAGGUAAUGUUUUUGUUGCUGUCUCCAGAUUGUACUUCUUUGAUAACAUAUCAAUCCUAAAGUACGAGGGCUAUAUUCAGACCUGGAUGUGUGUUAACCAAGCUAACCUUAAGCGAAAUGAUAUCUAAUGCAUACUUUAGGUGGUAUAAUGCUAUACCAGUACAGAGGGGUCGGGUGUCCUCAGCUGGAGCCGUUAUGGAUUUUGAGUAGAAUUAUUUUUGGGAAGCACUGUUAUGCCUUACUUUGUGUGGGAGCUGGAACUUCAAAUGCUUGUAGUUCCAUUUAUAUGAAAUGAUUAGAUGGAUUGCUUUAUCUCCAUGAGCCAUCAGUUCGUAGUGUACAUGAUGAUCACUGAAGUGUACUGGAGACAGAACACUCAUUUCCCUGACCCUGGGAGAUUGACGCUGGGUUAAAAAAAAAAAAAAAAAAAAAAAAAAAAGCAGCAGUGCUUUGUUUUUUCCCCCAAAGCUUCCACGGUGUUCUGGGUUCCCUGCAGUUCUGACAUGAACGCAGGAGGCAGCUGAGGAGUGGGCACUCUGCUGGGGGCUGUCGCUUUCACACAGCUAAACUGCUUGCAGCCAGUAAGCUUUAGGGGCUCUUUUCAUGUUUCAACACCCACACACCCAUUAGGGUUCAGAUUUCUAUGAUGAUACAAGCUCAACUCUUUUAAAGCUGGCUACAUUUUCUUUUGUAAUGCAUGCAACAAAGGUAGCUACAGGCAAAGCUGGGGCCACUUUAUGUAUUGGUGAACACCAUGAUUGUUUUAAACUGACAAUAGCUGUCGAUGGUAAGUUUUGAUUUUUAUAGGCUAAUUUGGAGGAAAAUUAGAUCAUUUGAUAAAUGUGUUUUGGCAGAGAUGCUGAAUGUAGAUUUGACAGCAGCUAUCGACUUAGGAAUUGUAAACCAACACCAUCCACACACACACCCUAGCCCUAGACUCGGUGAUCCUUUGAGAUGUUAAGAGCUUAAGAUUAGUUUUUCUGACCUAUGACAAUUAGGUCCAGGGGAGGUUUAAAAGGCUGUUUCAAUGAGUUUCUACUGACAUUCGACCCAUUGUGGGUAUUACUGGCCUUACGUGUGUGAAAUAAAUGUUUGUUGUUGAGUUUAUCCUUCCAGUGUGUGUGUUGAAUAAUGCAUAUUCCAAUAAGGAAGACUGAUGUCACCUCUUUGGCCAUGUAGCACUCUGUUACAUUCAAGACAAUGUCAUGCUUCGCUAUGAUGUUCAAACGAUUCUCCCAUAAAUGUAUAAAGUAUUCUACCUCUUUAAAAAUAUUCAGAUGACAGCUGUAAAAUACUCUCUUCCAUAUACGGAAUAUAUUUGGGGGCAGUAUAUGAAGAACAUCUAACUCUAUUUAUGUAGGCCAGUGUUUUGCUUUUCAUGAGCACAUGGGCAUAGUGAAGUGCAAAUGCUGUACAGAUUUUAAAAGAAGAAACAAUAAAACACUAACUUUUGACAUUCUA
Messenger RNA from Electrophorus electricus (electric eel), 5584 nucleotides. Lineage: Eukaryota; Metazoa; Chordata; Actinopteri; Gymnotiformes; Gymnotidae. The record is from RefSeq and is a predicted model, not a curated record.